AUGGAAAUCACAUUAACAGCCACAAUUUUUAGUUUAUUUGGAUGGAAUGUUUAUUUGUUGAUCAAAAAAUACAGGGAAAGGCUAAGAUAAAACUUCUUGCAUAAUCUAAUUGAUUAAGAGUCUGAUAAUCUAAUUAAGAAUGUAGCGCCAUACAAAAAAAUUAAAGCAAACGAAUAAAGCGAAAAAGUAGUCAAGAAAACUUAGUUAGAAGAGGCAGAAUCAAGUUCAGAUGAUAAUGAACUUAUUUAAUAUAGAAGAAGCAAGACAAUCUUAGAUGAAGUACGAUAAGAAAAUUUUCAAGAGCAAUGUUAUAUUUAAAAUUCCACAUACUUUGAUAUAAUCAAUGGUCCUUGUAGGAAAGAUCGAAGAUAGAAUAGACAUAAUAAAGACUUUUCAUUCACAACUUAGAACUAGGAUUCUAAGCAGAUGAAAAAAUUCAGAAAAAACUCAAAAAUUUAUAUUGAUGAUUCGUUACCAUUUGAGAGUCCAAAAAAAACUAAUAAGAACUCUAGCAAUAAGGUAUCUGAGAAAAAGAUAAACUAAUUUGAUUUUUCAGGUUUAAAAGAUCAAUUCGAUACUUAGGAUCAAUAGUAAGAUCAAUAGUAGGAACUUACAAAAUGUGUUACUGAUUUAGCCUCUCAAUUUGAAUUGAAACAAGAUAAUUAAAACUAAGAAGGGAAUACAAACCCUUUAUAGUUUUCUUUAUAGCCUGAAAAAGCAAAUGAUGAAGUAAAAGAAUAAUCAAAUUAAUAAUAAGGGGAAACUGUAAAUAUUUUUGGUAAGUUCAUAACUUAAGCACCACCUUAGUUGAAGGAUAAAUAGUAAUAAGAAUAAAAAUAAUUAUCACCUUAACCUUAACCUUUAUAAUAAGAGCCAGCAAAGAAUAAUUUUGGAUUAUUUUCAAAUUUAUUGAAUACUACAAAUCCUAAUCCUGAUGUAGUUACAGAUAAAAUAGUAUAACCUGUUUAAAUAAAUCAAAUGCCUUAAGUUUAAAUACAAAAUCUGAAUAACGGGUUUUAAUUGAAGAUUAAUGAAUAAAAUUAACCUUAAUAAUAAUAAUAAAAUACAUCUCUUUUUUAGAAUUUAGGUCAAAUCAAUAAUAAUUAAAUCCCUAUUUUCAAUCUUAAUAAUUAAAAUCAAGAUAGUAUAAAUAAAAAUGGCAGUGCUGAUAUCAAAUAAUCUAGUGCUAUUUAAAAUACUACACCAUCAAGCUUCACUUUUGGAGUUAACUCAAAUAUUUAAACAAAUUCAUAAGGUGGAUUAUUUGAUAAUUUGCUCAAUAAAAAUGGUGGUUUAUUUGGAAAUUAAACAACUUCAUCUUACAUUAGUCAAGACUAAAUUAAUAAUAAACCAAAUUUAUUUUCAUCACAACCUUAACAAACUUAAAGUAAUUUAAUUUAACCUUAACCUAAUACUGGGAGUACUUUAUUUGGCAACAUCCUUUCUGGGCAAUAACCAAAAGAAUAAAACCAAUAAAGUUAAACAGGAGGCCUAUUUAAUUUUAGUUCGAAUACUCAAGUUGGAAGUGGAUUAUUCGGAAAUUUGUUAAAGAGCUGA
Molecule: messenger RNA, 1557 nt
Organism: Paramecium tetraurelia
Lineage: Eukaryota; Ciliophora; Oligohymenophorea; Peniculida; Parameciidae
Exons: 1
Source: RefSeq, a predicted model, not a curated record